Molecule: messenger RNA, 1926 nt
Organism: Teleopsis dalmanni
Lineage: Eukaryota; Metazoa; Arthropoda; Insecta; Diptera; Diopsidae
Product: carboxypeptidase N subunit 2
Exons: 6
Coding region: 76-1908 (610 amino acids)
Cellular component (GO): plasma membrane
Molecular function (GO): protein binding
Source: RefSeq, a predicted model, not a curated record
AAAAUGACGAAAUCUACAUUCUUAAGAACAGUUGCACACUAUCUUUGAUGCCAGAAGAACCACUGCGAGAUAAUCAUGGGAAAAUGUUUUUAUUUAUUGUCGGUCAUAAUCCUUUCACAACUAGGGUCAGGAUUACAACAGAGCAUAACCAUAGAGCAGUUUGAGAAAUUUCAAAGCCAAUAUCUAUCGAAUAUUCCGUCGAACGAUGUAACUAACUGCAGUUUAAAUGCUUGCGAAGCAUUAAAAAUGUUGUCGCAUUUGCUGCUGACGAUGAAAUCUUCCAUCCCAUUAAGUACGACUGAAGGAUCUGGAAAACGCUUAAAUCGUAAGCAACAAGUAGUUGCAAAUGAUUCGGAGGAGGACACAGCUCAAAUCGCUAGCAUGUACCUUGAUUUAAAUAAACAAGUGCGUCAAAUUGAAUCUCGAUUACGUUCAGUAGAGCAACCAGUAUGGCGUUUAACGCCAGGCAUUACCAAUGAAUGGAAUCAUUGCACAUCAGGAGUGUGUCGUUGCCAUCCUGAAACCAAGAGUUUUAUUUGCUGGAAUACUAAUUUGAAAUCGGUGCCAGUAACACAGGUGAUACCCAUGAAUAUGGUUAGAAUAGAUAUAUCCCGCAAUUACUUGUCCACCUUACACAAGGAUACUUUUCGAGGCUUAACUUUAUUGCAACAGCUUGAUCUAUCCAACAAUGUACUGGAUUUUCUACCUUUUGAUUUAUUUCGUGAUCUAGACAGUUUAGUGCAGUUGCGCAUACAAAGCAAUCAAUUAGAAGAUUUAGAUCCACGAACGUUUUGGAAGCUGCGCAAUUUAAAUUUGUUGGAUUUGAGCAAAAAUAUGAUUACUGAAUUACCCGAAAGCAUCUUCAAUCACGUACAACGUCUGACUGUAAUCAAUUUAAGCAGCAACAAAAUUAAAAUAUUCCCGCCCGGCCUUUUACGUGAUCAAUUAGUGCUGGAAGAGUUGGACUUGUCGCGCAAUGAAAUCAUUACCUUGCAAUCGGGCAGCAUGAAAUACUUGACACAAUUAAAAGUGCUAGACUUCUCUUGGAACGCAAUUGCUUUUGUAUCAGAUGACUUCUUCGAAGAUCUUAAAAACUUACGCACUCUCAUUCUGCAUAAUAACCGUAUAACAUCAAUUUCUCGCUCCAUUUUUGAAAACCUUGAACAACUCGGUACAUUGGAUUUGACUAUGAAUCGUAUAUCAAAGAUUGAUGGCAACGCGUUCUCCGAGCUGGGCAAUCUACGAGAACUUUUUUUGGGCCAGAACUCAUUGUCGCGCAUGCCACAUGGUCUUUUUUUAAAUGCAAACUCUAUGACAAGACUUGCUUUAUUUUCAAAUAAUCUCACUACUUUAGAGGCUGAUGAUUUUCAAGGGCUUACCAAUCUUAAAUACUUAAUGCUAAAUAACAACAUACUAAAGUAUUUCGAUGGACAAGCGUUUGCACCAUUGCAGAAUUUGGAAAAAUUGCGCAUCGACUCCAAUAAACUCCAAUACUUGCCGCAUGGUGCGCUUUAUGGUUUAGACAAGUUGAUAGCUGUAAAAUUGGAUAAAAAUCCAUGGCACUGUGAUUGUCGUGCGCUGUACUUGGCACGAUAUAUACGUGAACAUCAACACCGUUUAUGGGAUGGUCAGCCCGUGUGCCGUGGCCCAGGUGAUUUGGGUGGCGGUGAAGUGGGUCUCUUACGUUAUGACGAUCUUUGUGAUGGGCAGUGGGCUAGUAUGCUGUCUCUCUCGCCAAGAUUACCGGUGCGCAAACAUCGCAUAUCCACGCCUAUGAAUUAUACCGACUAUUUUAAUUUAUACUUGAAGCACAUUUAUUUUACAACCACAAAUGAAAAUUUGCUAGACGCACAAACCACGCUCAGGACAUCAAGAAGGUUUGAAACAGCUGCUUCCAUAACAAUAUAGAAUAUAUACUUCUGGAAA